AUGCCGGAAGCGGUCCCUCUGUCGACGACGGCAACGCCGCCCAAACGUUCCACCUCAUCAGGCCCUGGCGGUCUCGGUUUGACCAUUGACACCGACACGCACGACACACCGCCUCUCACACCGACCCACAACUAUCCAACAGCUGUUCUCAAUGGCGACGACCGCCUGCAUCUGCAUGCCAUGAACGCGUCCAGCAGCAUGGGCGCAUCGGCGGUGCCCCCGCCCCACAAUAACAACACGGCCGUGGGCAACGGCAGACACACGGCGCAUACGCAUCCCACGUUCAACCUCCCUGCACACGCCGAUGGCAACAACCCGUCACCGCCUUCACCCAUUGCCGUCGACAAGCCGCUGCCGAGUCUCAAGGCUCCCUCCCCACUAUACCUCGCGCCAUCACCAUCAGCUUCGAGGUCGGCCCUCGGGUUGGGUCCACUACCAAACGAGAGGCAGCGCACGUUGCCUCCAACGCCAACCACCCCGUCUCCUGCUAGUGCAGACUAUCAGUCAGCUCAUGACCGGCCUGCGUCAGCCGCCCGGGCAAACCACGUCGCACCAACACCGCCAGGCUCCUUUGUGCGUACAGAGUCCCCAUCGCCCCUGGCCGAAAAGGACGGCACGACUCCCACUUCAUCUUCUUCUUACGUCCCUUCCUCCGUGAGGACGAUGGCCGAGCACAAGCACUUUAUCCCCGCCGCCAUCGUCGCGACUCUCUUCAUCAUUUACGCACUUGGCCCUCGCCUAUUCUUCACCCUUGUCGGCCUGGCCGCCGCCCCCUUUAUCGCUCGCUACCUCCUUCCUCCCCGAGGCAGCCCAAAUCCGCCCUUGUCACUAGACGAAAUCGCGCAAGGCGAUGCCGUCGGCUGGGUCAACCACGCUCUGCGCGCGCUCUUCCCCCUCGUCUCGACCGAUGUUCUCACACCCUUUGUCGACUUGCUGGAAGAUGCGCUCAUUCAGCAGGUCCCUCCUAUUGUGACCUCGGUUCGCGUCUCGUCCGUCUCGCUUGGUACCAAACCCAUCGUCCUCACCUCGCUCCGGCCCAUUACCGAUGACGAAUGGUUCAGAUCGCUGGAUGAAAAGGCACGAAUCAUGACCCAGUCCAGUGUACCAUAUGCCAAGGCCAAAGAUACACAUAUCACUCCUGCAAACAUCACAAAGGGCCGUCAGCCAUCCGAGACGCUUUCCACAAGGCGUCGACCUUCCGAGAUCCAGCGACCAUAUUCUCUUUCUCCGGGAUCCCUGGCCGUACCACUCUCGCCAGGUGCGACCCCAUGGUCCCCGUCCUCUGCCUCCUCCUUCGGGUCACCCUCAUCUGUUCCAGCUCCAAUCAUCACCCCUGUAUCCCCAACUACUCCUUCGCGCAGAGCAACCACACGCCACACCCGCAGCGCCUCGAACGCGUCCCGUGCCUCCUUUCUCACCGCCUCCGACUAUGCCGUCUCCACACACGGCUCCACACAGUCUGGGGCGCCAGAACGCGCACAAACUAUGCGUAAACGCGACCGCCUCCUUGCCAAGCUGCGCGGCAACAAGGGCGCUCGUCGGGCCUCAUUUGCACCGCCCACGAACGGCAACGGUGCGCCCGGUAUCAGUGUUAUUCCCUCAGAACCCGGAGAGGACGACCACGACCGCAACGACGAAUACGUUCCGUUCUAUGACAAGGACGACCCAGACGGGCCCCAGUACGUAAACUACGAAUGUGGGUUUGUGUACCAGCACACGGCAGCCAUGGGUCGUGGCAACGGCCUACACAUGAUCACCCACUUUGGCGUCGGUGUCAAGGGUCUCACCGGCACCGAGUGGCCAGUGUACCUCGACGUCAGCCAGCUGUCCGGCAAGGUCCGCAUACGCCUGUUGCUGUGUGCCUCCCCGCCAUUUGUGCGCGAGGCGGCCUUUUCGUUUGUCACCAUGCCCCAGUUUGACAUUGCCGCCCGUCCUCUGGGUACCUUCAACGCCAUGGACGUGCCUCUCGUCAAGAGCUAUGUUGAAAAGUCCAUUGCACGCGUGGCGGGUGCCUUUGUCGCUCCCAAAGCGUUUUCUAUGGACGUCGACCGUCUCCUCCUGGGCCACGAAAGCACCCUGCGGACCCAGUCGGUCGGUGUCUUCCGCAUCAUGAUCCAUGGAGCGUCGGGCCUGCCGCGUACCGACACGGUUGGCUCUUCUGACCCUUACCUUGUCGUCUCCUACUCCAAGUUUAACAAGCCUCUAUUCUCUACUCGCACAAUUGUCGAUACUCUCGACCCUGUAUGGGAGGAGCCGGCCUACAUUCUCGUCCCAGCCGAAGCCAUCGAGGUCGGCGAGAAGCUCCGCAUGCGCAUUAUCGACUCGGACCGCUUCUCUUCCGACGACAGUAUUGGCCAAGUCGAGGUGGACGUCUACGACCUUGUUGAAAAGUCCACCAACACCCCUGGCGAAACGCUGUUCCGCCGUACCGAUGCACUCCAGCCCGAACAGACCGGUAUGCGCACCCAGGGCGAGUUGGACUGGUCCAUUCGUUUCUUCCCGCUGUACAAGAUGCCUCAGGCGGAAGUCCAGCGCCGCCUGCAGGCCAUCCAGGACAAGCGGGGUGAAGGCUACCCGCCGCCUCCUUGGUGGAUGGAGAAGAUUGCCAGCUACAUGGAGGUGCCGGGCUGGGAGACUGAGAGGCAGGAGAGGCGGAAGGAGACUCUGGCGUAUUUCACGGGCGAGCGUGCCCGCGACGAGAUGGAGGCAGCCGGCAAACCGACUGCCGAGCUGUGCUCUGGUGUUCUCCAGUUCCACGUUCACCAGUGUACGGACCUGGAGCUCGAGUCGCCCAACGGCACGUUCUCUGGCUCGUCCAUCAGUCGGCGCAAGUCUGCGGCAUCUGGCAAGCCCGCUUUGCACGAUGCCAUUGACCGCUCGGCUGCCGACCAGACCGACCCGCCCAGCUCAUACGUCGAGAUCCACGUGAACGACAAGUACGUCUAUCGCACACGUACCAAGCAACUCAACCCGGUUCCAUACUUCAACGCCGUGAGCGAGCGGUUCAUUGCCGACUGGCGCUUGGCCAAGAUCACCUUUGUGGUCCGUGACGACCGUAACCGCGAGCACGACCCGAUUAUCGGUCUGGUCUCUCUCCGUCUCAAGGACGUGCUCAAGGACAAGUGCCAGUUUACGCGCUGGUUCCCGCUCGUUGGUGGGCGUGGCUGGGGUCGUAUCCGUCUUUCACUCCUGUUCAAGCCCUUUGACAUGCACCUGCCACAAGGCAUUUCGUCUUUCGAGGCCGCCACGCUCGACAUUCUUGGGCUGGCGACGACGGACAUGUCCGAGCUGCAUGGGAAACAGCCCUCCAUCGUCAUUGAGACGGAGCAUGACAGCGCGUUACUUCGCGAACCCGAUGACGACGACCGCAGCGACGAGGCCGUUUCCGCCAGAGCGCAGAACGGCCAUGGACAAGCGUACGAGGCGCACAAUGGCCAGCAGACGGCCAGCCCCAACUCGGCGCGUGACUCCCGCCACUCGGCCGUGUCAGACCACACGACCAAGUCACAUAUCCAUGCCUCGCACACUUCGGGCAACGGCGUCUCGUGGGACAUUUCCAAGCCGGUCCGCCUCGCUGUCAUGUACCGCCACAGCUGCUCGGUGGUCUUCAGCCUUGUGCAGCGGCGCAAAAUCAAAAAGUCAAAGGUCCACGCCUUGGCCACGCUGCGCCUCGACGACUGUCAGGACGGCGUGGAGACGACCCGCAAGAUUCCCGUGUACGCUACCGCGUCGGUGCGGGACGCCAUGAGGGCUGCGCGCAUGUUCAUCGACAUGGGUGUGCAGGGAGGUACUGCCAACACUCCGCACGGCGUGCUCCGUGGCGGUGAUAUCCCCCAGGUCGAGCUCGUCGGCUUUAUCACUGUCACGUUUGUACUUCACUCGGGCAUGUCCCGAGUCCACCACAUACUGAAGAAACGCGACCUCAAGUUCCGCCACGUCUACGAGGCGUGGGAGGCAGCGCGCCUGCUCGAGGGCAGCUCGCACAGCAACUUGAACACGGACAACGAGAGCGGGUCCGACUCUGAAGACGAUUCGGAUUCCGACAAUGACGACUACGACCCGCUGGCGCGCGAGGAGAGCAGGGCCAAGCGGCGUAGCGGCGGCGCGGGUGCGGGUGCGGCGGCCAACGAGGCGAUGCAGCGCGACCACACGCGCGAGCUCGCCGAGCGCAGCGGGUCCCACGGCAAGGCGCUGCGCAAGUCGAACAAGGGCAUUUUCCAGCUCAAGCUCGCGCGGACAGGCAAGUUUGUCAAGGACAAGGUCGAGGCCAAGCUUCUCUCCAGUUCGGUCGGCACCAAAGUGGAUGCCAGGCCGCGCGGCAUGGACCUCGAGGUCGAGCACGAGGGCCAGAGCCACUUCUAA
Messenger RNA from Apiotrichum porosum, 4362 nucleotides. RefSeq lists its product as uncharacterized. The coding region runs from base 1 to 4362 and encodes 1453 amino acids. Lineage: Eukaryota; Fungi; Basidiomycota; Tremellomycetes; Trichosporonales; Trichosporonaceae. The transcript is spliced from 5 exons. The record is from RefSeq and is a predicted model, not a curated record.